GUACGAAUGGAUUGCAAAUGAGCGGCAGUUCUUUGAACAGUCCAAUUCGCCAUAUGACUUUGAAGCCAAUGAUCCAAAGGAGAAAAAGCGUCGCAUUCAAAAAGCUUACAGAGACCAAGGAGAAACUAGCCAAGAGUGUCAACAUGAGUGCCAUGAAUCUCCUGGGCUCUGCAAAGGAGCAAUAUGCUGAUUUGAUGAAGAAAGGUAAAAUUGUUUUAAAUGAUAAAGCCAAGAUUGCUGCUGUCAUUGAUGAACUGGAUAAAAAGAAAAAUGAGGCAUUGAAAAAGGCCUGGGAACAAGUUUGAAUAAGGUAGGUCACUACAUUUGUGAGUCCUGAUAAAUUCUGUGGCACGAUCAAGCAAGUCUUGCAAAUAGAAAAGCUUCGUGUAGUUAUGAGCUGCUUUGUGAUCACCAUUUACCAGUGAAAAUAUCUCUUCUCAUUUGCUAACUGGUGACUGUCAGGGUGUGCAGUGAUGUUCAUUACAUUCACCUCUCUGCAGGACUUGGCUCCAUCUUUUCUACAUUGUUGCCAGGCACACAAGGGAAGUUGUCUCCUCCUGAAGGUCAGACUGUGCUUGAUGGCCUUGAAGUCAAAGUUGCUUUUGGUGAUGUAAGGAAGGAAUCCUUAAGUGAGUUCAGUGGUGGCCAGAUGUAAGACAUCUGGAGCAUCUUUGUGUUCAGUCAAUAAAGCAUUUUCAUUCCUAAAAGCAGGUUUGCUAACAAGCAUGGUGUUUGCAGCAGCCACAGUUGUGUUGCUUUUAUCAAGAUGUAGUCAGAGUUUUGGGAGUACAUAAAGUACAUUGCGGGAAGAGUGAAAGGGUACUCUUUUUUUUUUGUUUCUCAUGAGCUAACUGCUCACAAGUUCUCCAAAGAUUUUGCCAUUCUAAGACAAGGUUCAUUUACUGCACUGUUUCAAGUUGUAUUGACCCUUAGAUCUUAUGCAACUGGUGGAUUUUCAAGAAGUAGUCGGUGAGCUGAUCACUGUAGGCCAGCAUGCUGUAAUAAGAACUGUCACCAGACUUUCAAAUGCACUCCAUCUGCAAGUAGUCCAAUUGGUGCA
Molecule: messenger RNA, 1060 nt
Organism: Pomacea canaliculata
Lineage: Eukaryota; Metazoa; Mollusca; Gastropoda; Architaenioglossa; Ampullariidae
Product: structural maintenance of chromosomes protein 2-like
Exons: 2
Coding region: 18-305 (95 amino acids)
Source: RefSeq, a predicted model, not a curated record